This is a messenger RNA of Haemonchus placei, 636 nucleotides long. The record is from the annotation of a GenBank genome assembly. Lineage: Eukaryota; Metazoa; Nematoda; Chromadorea; Rhabditida; Trichostrongylidae.
AUGGUUCCGACGGCGUUGUUCAGUUCGUUCGGCGAAGAUGACUACAACCAGGACGACAGCGGAGAUGACUCGGAUAGUGAGGAACAGAGCGAGGCGAAAGAGGAACCACCAGCUGUAGAGGAGAAGAAGGAUGAGCAAGCCGAAUUAGCUGCCAGCCUUCAGCAAACCUUAAAAGAGGCUCUGAAAGCGGCAGGUAACACACGUCUGAUGCAACAGAAACGACGACAAGCCAGUCCACCACAGCCACCACCGCCAACGUCUCAGGCAGCCACGGCUAAUGCGAACGCCUUCUUGGCACCAUUUCUCCUCUCAGGAGGAGCUAAUGCGAAUAGUUUGCUAAUCGGCAAUUCGGCAAAAGGUGACGAACCUGGAUCGCAAAAUCCGCUGUUGUCAUUUCCAUUUCAGUUCAAUUUCCAGCAGAGAACGAUGGCGGCUGUGGAUUGCCGAGUAACCGAACGGAACGCUGAUGCAGAGCUGGAUGCUGAUCUCCUAACAAUGAACACCAACAGAGUUAGUCUCGGAAACAUUCCUGAAGACUUCAUAUCGUUCAUCCUCAAGAAGCCAGCCACUCCACCGCCAUCUACUCCACAAAAUGAAACUGAGUCGACCAGCGAUCAAUCGGCACCACAAUCUUGA